UGUUUCCGAGAACGUGUCGGACAGUUCCAAAAAAAGUAUCGUAAAUAUGGAAACAAACAGUCAAAUUUUUAUUCAACCCUCUCAAAUGUAAUUAUACAACCACUUAAAUUCGUUAGACCUCACGGUAAAAUGGUGCGAUUUAUGCGACAAAAAAUCAAAAUGUAUUCUAUCUUUGUAGUCGAAAAUAGAUUGGUUAUAGAAAGUAAGGGAAAAAAUAAGAAGAAAGGAGCAGACAAGUUCAAAAGAAGAGUUAGUCUUUACAAAACAGAUCAAUUAAUGCUAAUAAGAGAAUAUUGAGAAUUAACUUGAAGAUUUUGAUUUUGUUUCGACUAAAAUUGCAAUGUUUUCUUCACUAAUUCAUAGUUUAUAAAUCGACGGGAAAGAAAUGACUUAAAAAGUAAUGUAUGACUUUGAAGGGAAUAUCAAAUGUACAGUUUCUCAGGCCCUGAGGACAUGGGUGUUGUCGUUUUUGACGCACACCUAGACGAUAACAACAAUUGACGUCUUUGAAAAUUACUCGAGCAAAACUCUCUUACAUCUGGGCUAGAUUGAGCGGUACCUUAACCUAAUCUCAAGUCUAACGAACGGAUAGAAUACAAGACUCUCACCAAAAUCUACACUGUACACAUUGAUCCACCACACAGACUUUUGAAUAUUCAGGUUGGCCUCCAUCAAUACAAAUGAGAAGUCUAUGAAAACAAUCACCUAUGGCUAAUGUGGAGCCUCGGGGCGUCAAGACUGGAGAAAGAGCAGUUGCUGUCGAGCCCAUCCCAGACUGGGGCCCUGCUCUGCGAACCUGGAAAUGGGCCUGGGACUUGCAUUGGAUUGGGUUUGGUUCCCUUUUCACUCUGUUCGCUGUAUACUCUUUUAUCACGUUCAUUGAAACUAUCAAUAUUAAAAGGCGAACAAAACGAGGGAAACUGUCGCUUGUCAUCACAAGUCUCCUGGUCAUCUUCGGCUUAGUGCGUGGAUUAUUUUUGUUUAUCAAUCCAUACGAGACUAAACAAUGCAACUUACUUCCGAAGUGCCCGAUAAUAGUGAGUCGGAUUUUGUUCGGAAUCGCGCUGCCGUGCAUUACGGCGUCGUUUUCACUGGUUCAUUACGCUUUCCUUCAAGUGAUCAAGCUUAAGCUUUACCCAGAAAGACUUCAGAGUGGAAAAUUCCUCACUGGCGUCAUUGUGUUCCAUUUCAGCCUCUCUAUCUUCGCUGAGACAAUGGUUUCUCUUUUCGCAGACUGGAAAACUCUCGGCAUACUUUGCCAAUCAUUCUACAUCGUGUUCUACUUCUGUCUGUCCAUUAGCUUCAUAUACAGUGGUGGGAAGAUUGUCAAGUCCGUUCAAAAGAACCAUGCCCACGUGAUCCGUCUUGGUAUAACAAGCGUACGCACAGGCGCCGAUGGGAAGGUAGAAGCCUAUCGGCCAAACGUAUCAAAACUCGUCAAGAUCACUUACAUCACGGUUUUCUUGGGAUUUGCCAGCUGUGCACUACAGCUGUACUCGAUCAUAGGCGUCAACAACAUGUACUUGGACAGAGAUAAGCCCCCAAAGCCCUGGCCUUGGUUGAUAUUUCAAACGUUAUAUCGCGCAGUGGAAUUCGCCGCAGCUUGUACUUUGGCUUAUGUGGGCCCGAGACAAGUCGGCCCUAAACGUUUUCAGUUCAUACGCUGUCCUUUUUCCACCUGCUAUAAAGAGAAUCAGAAGGCGCCAACUGGCUCCAACGAUAGCAAUGAAAGGUUUUCAACUCAUCUUGUGAGCGGCGAUGGCUCUUUGCCGAGGAAGUUACAAACUGUAUAAAAUUUUAUGAUGGGCGUCAAAGUAAUCUGGAUUUGCAGGCCACACUGCGGCUUUUACGUUUUACUUUUACCUGUGGUAGCACUGGAUCCCAUGUGAUAUUUUGCUCUGAUCAAAUUUUUGCGAUUUCAAUAGGAAAAAAUGAAAUAGAAUUGUAAAUAAAACUGUGGCGGAAAAGAGACAAAAUAUUUGAAAGGGUCACAUUGACAGAUAACAUACGAGAAUAUACAUUUAGAUUGAUGAGAGAUAAAAAUAUUUGAAGAGAAUUUUAUAACUAUUAGAACAUGACAAUGAAAAAAUUUAGUCUAUAUAUUUAGUCUAUAUUCUUAUUUGUUCUCAGUGUAGUCUUCAUUAAAAAAGAUAAAAUCCA
Messenger RNA from Pocillopora damicornis (cauliflower coral), 2160 nucleotides. RefSeq lists its product as uncharacterized. The record is from RefSeq and is a predicted model, not a curated record. NCBI's taxonomy places the organism in Eukaryota, Metazoa, Cnidaria, Anthozoa, Scleractinia, Pocilloporidae.